This is a messenger RNA of Symbiodinium sp. CCMP2592, 7206 nucleotides long. The record is from the annotation of a GenBank genome assembly. Lineage: Eukaryota; Dinophyceae; Suessiales; Symbiodiniaceae.
AUGGCACCCGGCACACCCAGUGCAUCUGAGGCCAUACAGCAGCAACCUGAAGCUCUUCGUGUCUAUGUCGAGGAUGAGAACCUUAUGGGGGAUGGCACUUUGUCAAUGCUGGCCGUGCCCGUCCCAGGCUCCAGCACCUUUACCAGUGGACCGGUCAUCAGCGGCACGCCGACGAACACAGACGUGAGCUUCGACUACACGGUGGCCCACGAUGCCGGCGCCACGAUCGGCUUGAUCUGGGCCUCCGUCGGCACGCCUGCGGCUGCUGCAGCCCUGGACCUCGUCUCUGUGAAGAUCGCGACGGGGAUGAUCUGCGGCAUCUCCGGCAAGGCCAUAUCCACCGGCGCACUCUCGGAGACUCUCACAGGGGCCGAAGGCUGCAGCCUGGAGCGGGGCGUCGAGUAUCAUCUGGUGGUCUACGUCGAGUCCUCCGGGAACACGGGAACUCUGGGGGCGCCGGUGCCCUUCACCGUGCCGACCUCCAACAGCUUCUCCUCCGAUCUGCAGGCUUCGAACGCGACUUCGGAAGGUGUGGACAUCCAUUUCACCGCGCAGCAGAGCGGGAAAGCCUGGGGCGUCGUGGUCGAACAAGCGAACGUGGCCUCGGUGAAUGUGGGGACCAUCAAAGCUGGCACAGGUGCCUACGGUGGCGUCUGCUUGGUGGCGGACCAGGCGAUCACCGCAGGGGCAAUGGAGACCAUGUCGUUCACCGGCUGCUCCCUGGUCAUGGCCACAACCUACAAAGCCUUCGUCUACGUGGAGGAUGGCAAUGGCCUGGGCGACGGCACCCUCUCCGGGGCCGUGGAUGUGGUGCUUCCCGCGUCCAACGUGUUCCAGAUCAUGCCGUAUGAGCUGAGGACGCCCUUCCCGUCGAGCAUCAGCUACUCCUUUGCCCCAGCCUAUGACGGAAAAGUCUGGGCGAUCCUCACCCUGAGCACUGACUCCCGCACGCCUGCGGAGAUCAAGGCCCUGCACAUGGCCUCUGGGGGCGCCACUUGCAACGUGCAGGGUGCGGACGUCUUCCAAGGGAUGGACUUCGAGAUCGGCAACUUCACGGCCACGCCACCGGGCUGCGUGCUCACGGCGGGGCAGAGCUACAAGCUGCACGUCUACGUGGAGGAUGACAGGGGCAACAACGACGGCACCGUGGCCAUGGUCACGGCCAACGUGGCAGCGGCCACCGUCCCAAACUCCUUCCAGGAGAGCCCCAAGCUUGUCUCGGCGCUCACGGGUGGCGGCUUCGAUGUGACUUAUCGCCUCGCCGUUGCUGGCCGGUUCCACGCCAUUGUCACUGCGCAAGGGGCGAUGGUCAGUGUGGCCUCCUUGCUGGCGGGCACGGAUGCCGUGGGCGACACCACCUGCAGCUUCCUGCCAGAAGUUGGCGUCGUGGUGGCGGCAACGACGCUGCAGGCUCGACCGGGUGACCGGGUGCAGGGAGGGAAGGAGGCGAUAGGAGCCAUGUCGCAGAAGGAUGCGCAAGUGCAGAAGGCCAAGGCACUCCACGAUGCCAUCCGGCAGAUGACGGAGCAGACGGAGACUUUGGAGGCUGAGCUUUCCAAGCUCGCCGCGGAGAAGGGCCAAGUGGAGGCGGACCUGGCGGCCUCGGCGAGCCGUGCCCGGGAGCUCCAGGCACAGCUUCCCCAGAAGGCCAUGGAGCUGAAGCAGCUCGAGGCUCUGGAGCAACAGAAGGAGGCCGAGUACAUGAAGCCGCGUGAAGCGCCCUUUGCCCUCCGAUGGAUGAGCCUUCUCACCGAGCCCGAAGAGCAUCCCGGAACCGACUACGAGCUCUGGGCGUACGCGGAUGACAUGCCCGGGGGUACCUGGCCCACAGGUGCUGCAGCCACGGACGGCACGCUCUUCGGCCCCAUGCUCCUCAGCAUCCCCCUCUCCAAUCGUCUUGCCGACCCGGCGCAAGUGACCUUCGUCAGUGGCUCCACGGUCACCGUGGAAAUCAACACCACCGCGGCUUUAGGGCAUGCCUGGUUGACGGUGUAUCCAGCAGCCACCGUGGUGGACGUCGCUGCCGCGAGAAACGUGAGCAAUGCGCUUUGCGGCGUGGCUGCCGUCCAGGUCGAUUCAUCAUCCAAUGCAGAGCUGUCGACAACCACGUGCGAGCUGGUUGGAGGUGUGGAAUAUCAGGUUGCAAUCCUCGUGGAGGAUCGCAACGAUCGCAACGACGGAGAGCUGACGGUGCUCUCUGGCUCCGUGGUGGGAGCGAUUCCCGUUUCGAACAGCUUCACGAUGGGACCCCGCAUCUCCAGCUCCAUGACGGCUGCCGGCGUCUGGGUGACGUUUUCGGCACAAGCCGCCGGGAGAGGCAACAUCUACCUGCUGAAGGACACGGCGCCAGCCUUUGUGGACAUCGUGUCGCUGCGGUCCGGGCUUCCAAGCGACCUCAUGUGCAGCAAGAUGAUGAUGGUUUCGGGUGGCGAGCAGAGUGAGGAGCUGUCAAGCUGCGCGCUGACCCACUCUGAGAGCUACAAGGUCUACGUCUACGUCAGCGACUCCAUGGGCGGAACGACGGACGGCACCUUGUCGGCAGGUUUGCCUGCGACCGUCGUUCCGGGCGAGUCCAACUACUUCACACAGGUGCCCCAGCUCUCCGGGGCUCUCACGACCUCGGGCUUCAGCGUCAGCUUCUCUGUGGCAACUGAUGGCGUCGCGUGGGUCAUCGCCAUCCCAGCAGCCGAGGCAGCGUCGGCGACGGCGAUGACCGUGACCAGCGGCUACAGCGCCAUUUGCUCCAGCCUCGGUGUCGCGCUGCCGAGCUCCGGAAGCCACGUGCUCGCCGUCACCGGCUGCAGCUUCAUUGCCAGUUGGAGCUACGCCGUUCUCGUGUACGUGACAAACCAGGCCGCGGGCCACGAUGGCGCUCUCUCUCCUCCGGUGCCGCUUCAAAUAACGCCCUCCAACGACUUCGCCGUGCUGCCCUACUUGACCGAGGUGCCCACGCCGGACAUAGUGAAAGCCAGCUUUAUGGGCACGGCCUCCACAGGCCGGGCCUGGGCUUGUCUGGUGCGGGCCGAGAACGCCAGCGACCUGACCGUGCAAGACGUGAAGAGUGGUUGCAGUGGCUGCUCCUCCGGUGAGGCGAUGCUGAGCAACUCAGAAGAGUUGGAGAUCAACAUGACCGGAUGCGGCCUGGAAGUGGGUGUGGAGCAUCGCCUGGUUGCUUAUGCAGAGGACAACAACUAUGCUGGAGACGGCUACAUGACAAUGAACCUGGCGGUGAGAGUCCCCACGUCCAACGCCUUCGUGUCGCCUGCCAAAAUCGUAGAUGACAUGGUCACACCUUACGGCUGCACAGUGGAGUACGAGGUGGCUAAUGCCAUGGGCAAGGUCUGGGGCCGGGUGGUGAAUGCCGGGCACGCGAGUCUCGUGACAAUGAACGUCAUCAAGAACAACAACCCCGCCAUCUCUAUUGGAGCUGGUCCCUGUCACCUGGUCGACGAGACGAAGGCUCGCGGCAAGCACACGAUCACCUUCGACUCGUGCAACCUUACCAAAGGCGCCACCUACCAGAUCUACCUCUAUGCAGAAGACAUGUCCGACGGCGGUGACGGGAUGUUGAGCGAGGCCAUCACCUUCAGCGUACCGCCCUCAAACUGGCUUCACCAGUCGUUGGAGUUGACGAGCACGCCCACAGCCGCGACCUCGGGCUGUGAGAUCUGGGAGCAAUCGUGGACUCUGCCUGCUUCCAGAAUGAACCUGUCGCCCGAGCUCAGCAUUGCUCUUCAGCGCAUAACAGCCUGCAACAGAAGCGAGCGCUUGCUAAUGGUAGUUCGCGACGAUUUGUUCAAAAGCUUGCAAGCGGGACAGAUUGCAGUGGCCUAUGCACACGAAGCGUGGAUGCAGCUUGAGCAGCUGGGUGCGGACGUAAUGUCGAUCGGCAGGUUGGUGGGUUUCGUGGACAGGGACAAGCUGCACAAGGCUUUCAAGGACUCCAAGCUGCUGAUGCGAGACAGGGUUGUGUGGCAAGCUAUGGGUCGUUUCCGCACGAUUCUGGACACGCAAGUGAUCAUGGACUACCUUGCGGUCAUCGUCAACAGCGACAACACACGGCUAAGUCAGCUUCGGAAUGCCUAUUACAAGGUGCAGUCCGAUGUCGUCGCGGCCAUGAUGGAGAACUACCCAAGCUGGGAGAAGUUCGCUCGCAAUGUGUGUGGCAAUGUGGAAGAUGACGACAUGCAGGUGGUCCUCAUGAACCUGGGCCUUUUCGUGGACCUCAGCGCGCAGAACUACUACCCGAGCUUGAUGGAAGUGCCCUACAUCGUCAGCGAUGCUCUUUCCAAGACGCGGCCACCCUCGCAGACGCAGUUGCCAGGCGGCACCACCUCCGGCCCAAAGAUACCGUCUGACGCCGUCAACCUGCAGGAGUCUUUGGCUGAGCUUGGGCGUGUCUUGGCCUAUGCGGACUUCGUGGACCCAGUGCACGAGGCCCUGAAGCUGAGCAACAAAUCCAGCCUCGUUGCCAUCCAACAUUCGAUUGCAGCCUGGGCCCGUCUACGCAACGACAUCGAUGGCAGUGGAGUCUUGUCUUGCGACGACGGGGCCCGUAAGUUCCGCAAGCUCGAUUCCCUCCUCCAGGAAGAGAUCCUCCACACCUGCUACGCGUUCCUCGGGAAGGACGGUGCUGCAGACUUUGGCCUCGUGGAUCAAGUCAUUCGUGAACAAUGCGAGUCGAAGAAAGACAUGCCGCAACUGAACAUCGAGGCCCUCCUGACCAAGCUGCAUACGACACAUUCGCACCUUCAGAAGGCAGUCCUUACAGAGUUGACAUGCUCAGAGAAUACCGACGGCGUCUCGUUCUCCUUCGCGGGAGGAGUCGCUGUGGGAAGAGCAUGGGCACAAAUCCUGCUGACGAAAGAUGUGGCACUUGCCACUGCCGCCGACAUCAAGGCAGGCACCUAUGCCAUGGGAGUCGGUAGCUGCCGGCAGGACGAUGUAAAUGUCGGGAUGAGCGCCCUGUUCUGGACACUGUCCGGAUGCAGCUUAACAGCACUGGUCGACUACAGUGUGGUGCUCUACAUCGAGGACAUGGCGGGGAUGGACGACGGCCAGUUGUCGAGUGUUCAGCUGAUCGUGCCCUCGAGCGUGAGCAACUACUUCGUGGAGACCCCGUCCGUUCUCGGAAAUGUCACCUCGGAUGGAGUGACGCUGAGCUUCAACGCCCACGCUGCCAGUGGCAUGGCUUGGGGCUUCGUUCUGGAGGUGGGCUCCGCCAGCAUCGCCUCGAGCACAGAGGCCAAGCUGGCGCAGAACUCCGUCGGCGGAGCUGGCUGCAAGCCGUUGGAAGUACCCAUCGACAACACAAGGCAGAGCAUGCUCUUCACGGACUGCGACCUGGUGCCAGGACAGACGUACCGCGCGGUCGUCUACGUAGAGGCCACGGCGACCUCGGUAAGCGCAGUGGAUGGUGUGUGGCAAGGCGUGGACCUCACGGUUCCCCUGCUCGAGGCACUGGAGGACCCUUUGGCACGGCAGUUCCAAGACUUGCAGGUGCAGUCGGGCCAAGACUACGUCUACCACGUCAGGGCCGUGAACUUCAUCGGCGUAGGGCAGCCAUCCCCGGCAUCGGCAGAGAUCCGAGCCGGCAAUGCUCCAGCCGCCCCCGGGCUGCCUAUCAUCGCCACGAGGGCGCUGACCUCCCUCACCGUUCAGUGGGCUCCACCUUCGGCUCUCGGUUCGCAGAUCCUGAGCUACCGGCUCUUCAUGUCCGGUCCGCUCGACGGCGGCGUCUACCAGGAGGUCUACAACGGCCCGGACACCGCCUACACCAAGGCGAUGCUCACCACGGGCACGGUCUACUUCUUCCGCGUCUCCGCCGUGAACCACAACGGCGAGGGCUGGCGCAGCGCCGCGAGGGAGGCGGCGGCCUGCGUGCUGCCGUCGAUGCCGAGCAACUUCACCGUGAAGUCGCGGAGCACGCUGGGCGUGACCGUGGAGUGGUCGGCGCCCAUCGCAGACGGCGGCUGCCCCAUCCUCUCCUACGUCGUCACCCAGGUGCCUGCUCUUUACGUUGGGGGCGGCAGUUGCUCUCAGUCCUUUGCAUUCCCAGACGAAGAUCCGGUCUUGCAGGAUGGUGUCCUGGCGGCGACGCAGACACACAGCGAGCAGUGGACCCAGAGUCCCAGUUCUCCACCUUGGGCUUUGGCUGUGGCGCUGUUCACCUGUCGCUUUGAGGUACUCUUUGCCUGUGGUCGUGCCGGCGCAGGAGCUGCAAGUGCUGAGAGGGUCGAGUGGCAAUAUGCAAACUUCUUCCUUACCGUCUCAUGGACAGUUUGCCCGUGGGCGCUGCUGCUGCGCGGCCACGCCGGCCGAAAGCGUGGUGCCUUUGCAGACACGCGCGGCGUCGGCCGGCCGUUUGCUUCGAAGCCUCUGGGCAUUGCGAUGCAUCGCGCCUUGGCUGCAGGCACCUGGCAGGGUUUGAUGGAGGAGCUCGCCAGGCGGGGGAUUCGGACCCUGGCCGUCGAUUUGCGAGGCCACGGUGAGUCGCCCUUGGGAGACCCCAAGGAUUUCUCCCCGCAGCAGUUGGCGGCCGACGUGCGCGCCACCCUGAAGGCAGCCGGCGUGCUGGAAGUCCCUGUAGUGCUUGUGGGGCACAGCAUGGGCGGUCGGAUCGCAAUGCAGUAUGCGGCGGACUAUCCCGAAGACCUGUCCGUUCUGGUGAUCGAAGAUAUGGACUGUGCUCGUCGCAUCUAUCCCAAACUGGAAGGGGAGGAGUUGGAGAAGAGGCAGACUUUCUCCCGUGACUUCCCAUCUUGGGAGGAGGCCAAGAAGCAGUUGAUGUCCUUCGGCUAUGACGAGGAGCGUGUGGAGAGCUGGUGGACCAGCUCCACCCCUCGUGUCUACACUCAGCCAGGAACGAAGGGCGUCUGGAGCUGCAUCAAUCCCCACGCCCAGUAUCUCGCGAGGCAGACCGUCCUCAAUUCCGAGCAAGGUUACGAGUGCUGGCAGAAGAUCGCAGCGCUGACGCAGUCCGGGGUGGCGACAUUCCCGGUCCACGUCUGCGUGGCAGGCCCCUCCGGAACGGUCUGCAAAUGGGAGGCGCUGCCAGGCGGCUUGCACGACAUGGGCUCCGUCCUUCCGGCUCUCCAGCUCCACGAGUUCCCGACGGCGGACCACUCGAUUCACAACACGGCAUUGCAGAGCUUGGCAGACUUCUUGGAGAAGUGGCAGAAGCAGCCUGCAGACGCGGACGAUUGA